AAAUUUCCCGUUGCCAAAUAUCAUAUGCCUCAAAAGUUUUUCCUGCGUAUGAAGUCACGUUGAAUCCAAUCUAGAAUAAGGAAAAAAAAAACUUCUGUCUAAGCAGAAAAUGUAGAACACAGUUUUCGAAUUGGUCUACAAAUAAUUUUGAUACAUUCCAACCUAACCUAAUAUCUAACUGACAGCUAACCUCUCAACAUUUUAUCAGUUUUGAAUACAUCUAGCUCCUGCAGAUUAUAGUUAAAUAUUUUGAAUACGGAAACGCUUCGACAUGUCCUGCAAGAAUAGAGGUCCCAUCGGUAUAACGAGAUCUCAGAGGCUUUGGAACGAUCCCAAAACUGCUGUAGACGAAUACUUGCUAGGUUUUGCCCUGACACAUCCUGGGACUACAGUUCUCGAAGAAUACAGAGCAAUUCUACGAAGAGACUAUGCUGAAAUGCCUGGGAAGGUAAAAUUAAUGUCUGGUGGAGGAGCGGGCAAUGAGCCGACACAUGCCGGUUUUGUUGGACCAGGAAUGCUGACUGGCGUCGUUGUGGGCGAUAUAUUUUCAGCACCUCCCACCAAAUCGAUAUUAAAAGUCAUUCAACAAUUAGGCACCAAUCAUUCACCAGGGGUACUGAUCAUCAUUCAAAAUUACACCGGCUACCGCAUCAACUUUGGACUUGCUAAGUCAAGAGCGCAGAAUGAAGGCAUAGUCGUUUCGAUGCUCACUAUUGGAGAUGAUACCUGUUUAAAAUCAUUUGAAAAAACAGCUGGGCGUCGAGGCUUAGCUGCUACUUUGUUCAUUCACAAGAUUGCAGGAGCCAUGGCUGAGGAAGGCAGAAAGUUAGGAGAGAUUUGGGCAGUUUGUAACAAAAUUAUAACGUCGGGCGAACUUGCUACCAUCGGCAUUUGCACUAGGAUCCCACCACCAGCUGGCAUUUGUGCAUGUACUGGAAAUCCAAGUACAGAACAGAUAGAGAUCGGUGCGUUUGGCUUUGGGAUCCAUGGCGAACCUGGAGCAAAACGAGUUGACUUUACAACUGCUAAAGACAUUGUUUGUCAGUUGAUAGAUAUUAUGACAGAUGUAACAGCGGAAGCAAGUUUGAAAUUUACUGAGCCUGAUGAUUCCAAAACGGCUGAAAAUAAGGUUGCUGUAAUUAUUAACAAUCUCGGAGGGUCAAGUCAAAUAGAAUUAGGUGUAUUUACAAUGGAAGUCAUACAACAGUUGACCUCUCGUGGCUUAUGUGUUGAAAGAAUUUACGUUGGAACCCUCAUGACUUCUUUGGACACCAGUGGCUUCCAAUUGUCAGUGCUGAAACUGUCAUCAGAUACAAGACUCAUCAAAUAUCUCGACACUCCGACAGCUGUUCCAGCUUGGCCCAAAGUAUUAAACUGGAAUGGCUUACGUACUAAUGUGGAGGUAAUGUCACUCGAACAAGGCUCUAAGAUAUCAAGACUUGGUGUUGUCUGUGGAGGUGAUAUACCGGAAAUUGAAGCUUGUGGUCCUGUACUCGAUGAACGUACAGCUCAAGUCUUUCUUAUGAUACUAACGUUUGCAUGCGAUGCAUUAACUAGCUGCUCCAAGCAGCUAAAUAUCAUGGAUGAAGAUUCGGGAGAUGGAGAUUGUGGUACAUCUAUUGCACAGGGCACUAGUGCCGUAAAAGCAGCAAUCAAAGAAAAACAAAUUUCCGGUUCGAGACCAUUUGUUACACUCAGGCAAAUCAGUUAUAUCAUCGAGCGAGUGAUGGGUGGAAUUAUGGGCGGGCUGUAUUCACUGUUUUUUGAUGCAGGUGCUAAGGAGUUUGCAAAAAGAUCCCAAAGAGAACCAGUUGAUGCUUGCAUGUGGCUCAAUGCGCUUGCAGCGGGUAAUAAAGCAAUAGCAGAAUAUGGUCAGGCAGCUGCUGGAGACAGAACAAUGCUUGAUCCACUGCUUGCAGCCCAAGAUCAUCUUGCGGAGGCAUUGACGUUAAACUUACAUCCUAUCAGGGCCUUUGGAAAUGCUGUAAAAGCAGCAGAAUCUAAAGCUAUUGAAACUAUUAAAAUGCCGGCAGCUGUGGGUAGAGCUAGUCUGAUGAAAUGCAAGCGAUUUGAAUAUCCGGAUCCAGGAGCACAUGCAGUUGGAAUUUGGAUGAGAGCUGCAUACGAAGGUGUUAAAUUAAAAAUGUCAUGCCAAUUCUCGUGCCGAAGGAUUGUUGCCUACGAUCCUUUUACCGAGGGGAAAAUGAACGCAGUGAUUGCGCUCUGUACAUUCUGCGAAAUGCACGGGCCUCAAGUAGUAUUCACAACACAAACUUAUCGCAAUUGCUUCGACAACGAGAGUACAGAAAAGCUUAAAUUCUACGGGCCUAAGGAUGUUUUGAAGAAAGCUGACAGCCCCCAAGGGAAAGCUCAAUCAGAAGACUGUGAAGGCUGCAAAAGUUUGGGAAAUAUUAAAUAUUUGAGCAACGAACAUGAAACAAGAACCUCAUUUCUCUCUGCUCAAUGUCCGCUCACUCAGGAAAUAGGAAAUCUAUUGAAAGAUGCAUGUAUAAGAAGCUUGAGCUGCGAGGUACACUCAGGAAAAGAAGGCAUAUGCUAUUUCGGUGACGACCAUAGAGGUCAUGUUUUGAGUCAAACAUUUACAUUGAAAGAUGCCCAGACUCGAGGAUUCAGAAGGUGGUACAGUUUCAUAGUGUUUAUGCGCGACAAACAAUUUCUCUUGAAUAUGUGGCCAUUCUUAGUUGAUAACUUGAGAGAAGUGAUUAGAGAACUUCAAGAUAUUUCGGAGAAAAAGUACAACACAGAAGAAGCCGAAUGCCCCCAAAGAGCUGCUAGAUUAAAAACCGCUAGUAGCGGGUCCGAAGCUAAUUCCAAUAAGCAGCCUAGAUCACUUGGAGAUAUUACAAAUGAAAAGCAUGUAUUUGCAAGGAUACACAUGUGGUUAGUGUGGAUACUUAGUGCAGGAGCUAGACAUUUUGUUGAAAUAUUACCAAUGAAUUUGUUAGAUGACGAAUUGAGCUAUGACUUGGAACAUCACAUAGAAGUAGAUGAAGGCUUUACCCUGGUCAAUGCAAAAUCACCCAUUAUACCAAAACUUACACUAGAGGAGACAAAAGUGGCAUCAGAGUUUUUAGAUGUUUCUUAUAAAUCGCCAAUAACCAUUUUGAAGGAAAUCAGAUGUAUUCUUGGAAAAGAGCAUUUCCGACAAGUAUUGUAUGCAAGUUUGACGGGCAUUCAAGUUUUAGUACGGGGUUCAAAACUAGAAGUUCUAGAGUUGUUGUAUGGACUGAGCUACUUGGUUCCAGUAGCAUGUAGACGAGUUGUCACGCAAGCAUCUGAAUAUAUGAAUCCAAACACGUGCAAUUUUAUUGGGGUCGACACAUCCGUGGCAGUACCGUUGCUGAGUUCCGACAUAUGUCGAUUGGAUAUCAUACCAAAAGAGCAUAAGAUUGCAAAUGAAAACUCGUACAUUGUCAGGUGGGCCGGUACUCUGCCUGCAAAGUUACCCACACUAUUGGUUAAAAUAGAAAAGUCGUUUGACAACGAAAAGCUCGGAGAACCUGUUUUGAAAGCACAUUUUGUUGCUCUCCAAGAAGAAUGGGCAAACAUAGCCAAAGUAGUGCAUGCUAUGAGAGGCCGGGGUCACAGAGGAGAUUUGUCCGGACUGAUGAUGAGCUUAGGAGCAGGUCCUCAUGAUCAAAAAUUAUUGGAUGCUUGGUCAAUGGGUUUACCAUCCAAUCCUGCAUAAUAUGGACAAUGUGUUUACAAUUUAGCCCUUCAGGUAAUUGAUUUGAUUCAUUACAAGAAUGUGGGCAAUAUGGUUUUAAUGAAAAAAACAAUGAUUAUUCAAGUCCGGUAUUCAUUAUUCAAUCAUUCAAUACUCUUCGAGUUGUGUCUAUAACUACCUGUAACAAUAGAUUUUUUAGUGUAUAUUUGAAGUUGUGCUUUCACACCUACCGCGAACUUUUUUUGUCGCAGUGAGAAAAAACUGACAUAACUAGGAUUAAAUAAUUUAAAAGUAUGUAAGUAAUAUAUAACAGUGUUUAACAUAGUUUAGGGAUGUUAAAUAAAAUAUUCUGUGAUCUUAUAACAA
Molecule: messenger RNA, 4054 nt
Organism: Diprion similis
Lineage: Eukaryota; Metazoa; Arthropoda; Insecta; Hymenoptera; Diprionidae
Gene: BHD
Exons: 17
Coding region: 272-3709 (1145 amino acids)
Biological process (GO): glycerol catabolic process
Cellular component (GO): cytosol
Molecular function (GO): glycerone kinase activity; GTPase activator activity
Source: RefSeq, a predicted model, not a curated record